Clavispora lusitaniae ATCC 42720 is the source of this 882-nucleotide messenger RNA. Its product is annotated as Regulator of G protein signaling domain family protein. The record is from RefSeq and is a predicted model, not a curated record. Lineage: Eukaryota; Fungi; Ascomycota; Pichiomycetes; Serinales; Metschnikowiaceae.
AUGGACUCAUUUAUUUUUCGGCCGAAAUAUAUCAUUCCUACGCUAGAUGAAAUCCUAUCGGGGCACUCGUGCCUCCAAGACUGCGGUCCUUACAACCGGUGCAACUUUGUCCAGUUUCUCAACGCUACACAUUGUUCGGAGAAUUUUGAUUUCACCGUGCAAAUCGACAAGUUCCUCCUGCUGCUAAACGCAGUGCACCAAGAACAUCUUUUGGACGACAAUCUGAUACGGGCUAAUGAUCAUCUCCAGCGCCGCUGGAGCCAGUUUCACUCGGUCUUUAUUGCCCAGAAUUCCGAGAUGGAAGUCAACAUACCAUAUACGCUUCGCGUCGAUCUCCAUGCCUCUGUGCUACCUUCGCGUGGUCAACUUCUUCAAGUUCGCCGUGUCAUAUACGAGCUCUUAUUAGAUAGCUUCAACGAGUUUAUCAGUCAUACGCGAGAACUCAAUCAUGACAGCAGUGUUCGAAGAAGAAGACUGGAAGCGGUUCCUCCAGAAUCUCCAGCAUUUGUGCAUUUUGAACCUAUGGCCCAUAGUUCAAGAUUAUGUCGGUCCUCAGUUGCCGAUUGUGUUCAUCAUAAAGAACUUCGUCAACACUGGGAAAAAGCGUUGGAAGAGGUGGAGUCGAAGUCAAGAGGCUCUAACUCCAGCUCGGGCAACACAUCCGACUCAAGUGCAACUCCUGCUGGUAGCAGGAAUGGAUCUGCAUCUACUCUACCAUCCAAACCCUCUUCUCGCUCAUCUUCCCGGGGCUCGUCCAUCACAUUUAUUGUGGAUAACAUUAAGGACUAUUCUGGUUGGAACAAAACGAAAAAGAUCAUCCAGCGGAGGCGUUCAUCACAAGAAAGUGAAAACGAGGCACAGGCAAAAAUUGCCCUACAAUAG